Ananas comosus (pineapple) is the source of this 1282-nucleotide messenger RNA. Its product is annotated as calcium uniporter protein 5, mitochondrial-like. Gene Ontology annotation, cellular component: uniplex complex; mitochondrial inner membrane. Gene Ontology annotation, molecular function: uniporter activity; calcium channel activity. The transcript has 3 exons. Bases 100 to 987 code for a protein of 295 amino acids. NCBI's taxonomy places the organism in Eukaryota, Viridiplantae, Streptophyta, Magnoliopsida, Poales, Bromeliaceae. The record is from RefSeq and is a predicted model, not a curated record. Gene Ontology annotation, biological process: calcium import into the mitochondrion; mitochondrial calcium ion homeostasis.
UUAAGUCUCUCUCUCUCUCUCUCUCUCUCUCUCUCUUCGACGCGGUACGCUCACCUCCUCCCCCGUGUUAUUCUCACAGCCUCGUAGUGUAGUGCGCCAAUGUGGCUCCGCUCCUCCGCCUCGCGGCUCCUGCCACGCGGGGUCCCCGGCGCUCUCCGAGCGGCGGCGGAGCACACGACCCUCCUCCGCCGAGCCUCCUCCGCCGCCCCGGCGCCGGAUCUCGGCCGCGGCGGCGGCGGCGGCGGCGGGGGGGAGGAGGGGGAGGAGGAGGGGCUGAGCCCGGCGGAGGCGCGGCGCCUGGUGCGGCUCGUGGACGUGGAGGCGCUGAAGAGGCGCAUACGGGAGCGCGGCGGCGGCGACGGGGAGGUGAUCGGGUACUCGGAGCUCCUCGACGCGUGCGAGGGCGCCGGGGUGGCGCGCACCCGCGCGGAGGCCGCCGCGGCGGCGCGCGCGCUCGACGAGGCCGGGGUCGUCCUCCUCUUCCGCGACAAGGUCCAUCUCCACCCCGAGAAGGUUGUAGAUCUUGUAAGGAGAGCCGUCCCGCUCGCGCUCGCACCGGAGGACGACCCGAGGAGGGAAGAGCUGAAGCAGCUUCAGCAGAAGAAGGAAGAGAUCGACGGGCUCGCGCACAAGCAGGUCCGCCGGAUCCUCUGGUCGGGGCUAGGGUUCUUCGUCGCGCAAAUCGGCGUGUUCUUCCGGCUUACGUUCUGGGAGUUCUCGUGGGACGUAAUGGAGCCGAUAGCGUUCUUCGCCACCACCAGCGGCCUCCUCGUCGGCUACAGUUAUUUCCUGAUAACAUCGAGGGACCCGACUUAUCAGGACUUCAUGGAACGGCUCUUCUGCUCGCGGCAGAAAAAGCUUUACCAGAAGCAGAAUUUCGACGUGGAGAGGUACAUCGAGCUGCAGAAGCACUGCAGAGGUCCCUGGGAUAAGAUGGUUGCCGAGAACGAUACUAAUAAUUUUCAGAAUAUUUCGCUAUUUAAGUGACAAAUUUUUUUUUUUCUCUCAAAAUUUUUUCUGACUACUACCCAGGUAUUUUAUCUGCUUCUGGGUGUAUGCUUAACUAAUACGAAAAAGGAUUGAAGAAGCUUGUAUUUAUGUUUCUGGGCUUUUAGUAAAAGCACUUUUGUUCAAGAUCUCUUGUAUCACUUGUCUCCUGCCAAAUAAAGUUUGGGGGAGCCAGUGUAACUUUUUCCUUUUUCUUUUUUUUCUUUUGUUUUGGUGUAAUCUAUAAGAAACUAGUUGCCUUAUAAAGAAAGAAUGAUGGUUAUGGAGAGUUGAA